This is a messenger RNA of Solea solea (common sole), 2357 nucleotides long. RefSeq names its product probable ribonuclease ZC3H12D. Gene Ontology annotation, cellular component: cytoplasmic ribonucleoprotein granule; nucleus. Lineage: Eukaryota; Metazoa; Chordata; Actinopteri; Pleuronectiformes; Soleidae. Bases 238 to 1998 code for a protein of 586 amino acids. The transcript has 6 exons. Gene Ontology annotation, biological process: nuclear-transcribed mRNA catabolic process, RNase MRP-dependent; 3'-UTR-mediated mRNA destabilization. Gene Ontology annotation, molecular function: RNA endonuclease activity; mRNA binding; metal ion binding. The record is from RefSeq and is a predicted model, not a curated record.
GCGUAUUCACACACACACACACACACACACACACCAGUCUGUCUGUCACAGCAGCUGAAUGACAGACCCACUGAAACUGACACACACACACACACACACACAGACAGAGAGAGAGAGAGACUGCAGGAGGGACUCUGGCUCUGAUCCACAGCUGACUAAGUGUUGACAGAGGUCCACGUCUCGUUCUGACACCUGUCAACUGUUCCAAAACACGGGCCUGUCGCCGUGGAGAUACUGAUGAGCAGAGAUAAGAGGGAGGAGAGGAUUCCCCUGUCAGACAGUCCUGAUAAGACAGAGCAAAGCAAACACACACGUCCUGACACGGUGUUCACAAUGGACCAGCACCAACUGCAGCAGCACGCCAAGGUGGAGCGAUUUCUCAAGUUAGGAUAUUCUCACACUGACAUCCUGAGGGUCCUGGAGAGCCUCCACCAUGAUGCCCAGACCAAUGACAUUCUGGAGGAGCUGAUAAAGACCUGCCAGACUCACUCGUACAACAACGACGACAGCAGUCAACAGAAGAACAACAGUCCCAAACUGGUGCCCAGAGGCUGCAGUCCUGGUCCCAGUCACACCGGGGACAGAGAGCCCGCUGCUGGAUUCAGACCAGUGGUUAUAGAUGGAAGCAACGUGGCCAUGAGCCAUGGCGACAAGAAGGUGUUUUCGUGCCAGGGUCUCCAGCUCGCAGUGAACUGGUUCUGGGACAAAGGGCUGCGGGACAUCACCGUGUUCGUUCCUCUGUGGAGGAAGGAACAGUCACGACCAGACGCACCCAUCACAGAUCAGCACGUCCUUCAUGAGCUGGAGAGAAGGAAGAUCCUGGUGUACACACCAUCUCGCUGUGUCAACGGUAAGAGGGUGGUCUGCUACGAUGACCGCUACAUUGUCAAGCUGGCCUUCGACUCGGACGGCAUCAUCGUGUCCAACGACAACUACCGCGACCUUCAGACGGAGAAUCCGCAAUGGAAGAAGUUUAUAGAGGAGAGACUGCUGAUGUACACUUUCGCCAAUGACAAGUUCAUGCCUCCGUAUGACCCUCUGGGCAGAAAUGGUCCAACCAUUGAUGAUUUUCUGAGAAAGAAGUUGAGAAGCACCGACAACAAGCUGCAGCACUGUCCAUACGGAAAGAAGUGUACUUACGGAGUGAAGUGCAAGUUCUACCACCCGGAGCGGACCAACCAAUCACAGCUCUCUGUGGCCGAUGAGCUGAGGGCGCUCAGAGACCGAGCCAAGAACUUCUCACCCAGACCGAGCAUGCAGGACACGACCUUCUGCCCUGCCGUGUACCAGCUGGAGCACAGGUACAGCUGCUCCACGCCUCCACCCGUCAGCACGGAGGAGACGCAGUCACACAGAGCUUCACCCAGCGAGCUCUUCAUCCAUCACAGAGACUCCAGCAGCCCGAGGAGCCUCCACCACUGUCCCAGCACAGACGUCGACGAGGCCUUUGGUUCCAUGGAGAGCUCCAUGUCCCGGCUUCACAUCCGGGACAUGUCCUUUAGCACGGAGCUGCACCCUCACAGCUACAGCAGCGGUGUGGGCAGCUGCAGCCUGAGCCACCAGGACUACUCCCUACCAGGCUCGUACGGAGGGAGCAUGCAGAGGCCCUGUCUGAGCGCUGGGUACCGCCCUCAUCACGACUGCAGCCAGUGCAGCUGUGGUCAGCAGCAGAGCCUCCAGCAGAGCCUCCAGCAGCAGCCUGCCUGGUCCUCCUGCCCGGCUCUGCUUCAACACAAACAUGUUUCAGAGACGCAGCACUUCAACAGACACAGCCACGCCCACACUGUGCCCACAGAGCCAUGGCUGCAGGGGCUCAACGGUCGGGAGCAGAAGCCCAGCACGUCCUGUGAGCAGAGGAAGGACCUGAGGAGCCAGCUGAGCACCCUGUUCCCUCAGAGCACAGUGGAGCGGGUCAUGAACGCUUACCCAGACAUUUCAGACAUGUCAGCACUGAUCCCGCUCAUCCAGAGCUACAGGACCAGCCACAUCUCCCUCUGACCUUCACGCACACACACACCUACACACACUGAGAAUGAGCCCUUGGUGUGUUUUCUCAUCCAAACCUGAAAAAGUAACUUUUCUAGCGUUUUUAUUUAAAGUGACUGAUGAGUGGCAUUAAUCCAAACUUGCCCUUGAUUCUAAGCAUUAAGUGCUGAACACGCAGCAGACUGAAAGCCGUUUCUUUAUCCCAGUGUCCAAGUGCAAUGCACCAUCAUGUUAUUAUCAUGUUAUUAUCAUGUUAUCAAAGCAGCAUGUGUUGUUUUCUGUUCCUGCCUCAAAGUGAGGAAUCGCUCCCAUCUUUACUUUUGUAAAGGUUGCAUUUCCUGUGCCUGUCAAAAUAAAAACACUCAAGUCAC